Messenger RNA from Aspergillus welwitschiae, 1820 nucleotides. RefSeq names its product SHNi-TPR domain-containing protein. Gene Ontology annotation, cellular component: nucleoplasm. The annotation marks the transcript as partial. Gene Ontology annotation, molecular function: histone binding. The record is from RefSeq and is a predicted model, not a curated record. NCBI's taxonomy places the organism in Eukaryota, Fungi, Ascomycota, Eurotiomycetes, Eurotiales, Aspergillaceae. Gene Ontology annotation, biological process: DNA replication-dependent chromatin assembly; CENP-A containing chromatin assembly. The transcript is spliced from 2 exons.
UACAAGGCCAUUAUCCUCGUUCUUUUCCAUACUUAUGCACUGAUCAUCACACCAGGCCUAUCCUGAUAAAAGGCACCAUUAAAUCCGCCAGCGCCCUUUCGUGACAUUCUCUUCUCACCCUAAUUCCCUCUUUAGCGCCUUCUCAUCUUCUUCCCUGCCAUUUGGAGGGAUUUCCCUGUCGGGUUGGUUCUUGGUUCAUUCCUCGUCCAUUAUAUUACCAUCAGCCACACAAAUUCAUAAUGGAACCAAGUACAUCCCUGAAAGACGAUAGUACGAAGACUCAACCAUCCUUGGACGACCUUAUCAAGCAAGCUGCCGCCAAAGAUGCCAUCAAGGAUUACAACGCCGCUGCAGAGCUGUACUCUGAGGCCACGGAACUUCAAGCAGAGCUUAACGGAGAAUUAGCGCUCGAAAAUGCAGACUUACUAUUCGCUUACGGAAAAGCCCUCUACAACGUUGCCGUCAGCAAGAGCGAUGUGCUUGGGUCCAAGGUAGCUGGAGAAUCACAGCCGAGCAGCACGUCUAUUGAGAGGCCAUCCGCUGCGGCAACAACCACAACCGCAGGCAUCGUUGAGAAAGCUGUAGCCCAGAGCCCACCUGAGAGAUCCUCAGGAGCCCAGAAGACAAAUACUGGUGAUGUUCCAGCUAAGCCGUACUUCCAAUUUACUGGUGACGAAAACUAUGACGACUCGGAUUCGGAAGACGAGGCCGACGGCGAGGAAGCUGCGGCCGAUGACGAAGACGACUUUGCCAAUGCCUUUGAAGUUCUUGACUUGGCACGUGUACUAUACCACAAAAAGAUGACUACGAUAGAGGAAGGAAUCGGCAAAGGGAAAUCCGCAGGUUUACCUCCAGAUCUCAAACACGUCAAGGAACGUCUCGCGGAUACCUACGAUUUACAAGCCGAGAUCUCACUGGAGGCAGAAAGGUUCAAAGAUGCGGUGACGGACUUGAGGACGUCUCUAGAAUUAAGGCAGUCUCUGUUUCCGAUGGAGGAUCCUUCUGUUGCAGAAUGUCACUACAAGCUUUCCCUUGCUCUAGAAUUUGGCUCCGUCAAGAAUGAGAAUGACAACUCCCAAGAGGACACCAGCCCCAAAGAGCCGGUCGACGAGGAAAUGAGGAAAGAGGCCGCAGCUCAAAUGGAAAAGGCUAUUGAAAGUUGCCGUCUAAGGAUGGAUCAAGAACAGAAGAAGUUGGUCGACGAUAGUUCGUUGGAUGAGGACAGGGUGACCGCUAUGAAGAGAAGAAUAGCAAAUGUCAAAGACAUUAUAGCUGACAUGGAGCAAAGGCUCGUCGAUCUUCGACACCCGCCAGUAUCUGCUAUCGAGAAUAGCGAUGCAGACAACACGGUGCUGAAGGGUAUUUUGGGUCAGAUUAUGGGGCAUUCCCCUUCGGAGCAAAAGGCUCAUCUCGAUGCUGUCACGAGAGAAGCAAAUGACCUUUCUGCGUUCAUCAAAAGAAAACCUGCGAGCAACAAGCCACCACAGAAGAGUGACACUGUAGCAAAACGAUCGGCUCCGGAAGAGGGCGCGGGAGGCGAUACAAAGAGAGCACGAGCAGGCGAUGAACUUGAAUGAACCUGGGUAUACUGAUCGCCAGAGGCAUCAACGUGGCUGGUCGGGUGCUCUGUCUAUCAACCCUUUGCGGCAGCUAGCACUCACGUGAGAAAAUGAUCAUUCAUGCUGGCAUUACCCAAAGGAUUAGAGCAAUAAUUCUGAUAUGAUACCCAAUGAAGCGAGGUCGAAGAGAUAUCUACGCAUUAUACAGCAGUAGCCACCAAUUUGUCUGAAAUCUAUUGUGAUACCACAUAUUAUAAACAU